GAAAGAAACUGUUCAUCAAUUCAAGAAUGACCCUCACCUUCUUGAAAUUUGCACACAGGUUGGUCCUCCAUUCCAAUAACGUCCUCAUGAGACUCCCUCGGAGGUGCCGAGUGUUGCUCCUUCUGUCCAUGUUCCUCUUGGUCGUCCUCUACUCCAACUUUCGAAAGGAGGCGAUCUCCCAAGUAAAAGAACCUCUAAAGCAUGCCGUCGUGCGCCAAACUGAGGAUCGAGCGCCGGUCCAAACCCAAAUCCCAACCAAAGUCCCAAGUCCAUUCUUGACCCCACCCUCUGUCAACAUAUCUUCUGAGUUCAGGACUUCUAUCCCAGAAAAUGGAGCAUACUGGAAUCAGCUUUUGCACGCCCGACUGAAACGUGCGGAACGGGGCGAGAACCCAUUGAGCCGGGACCCGUCCUGGCCUCACUGCCGGGACAAUCAAACCAACGUGAACGACGUGGCCUCCUACUCGCCCCUGCUGCGGAACUUCCUGUGGGGGAUGAAGUGCCGCUCGCCUCCGUUCCUCAUGGACCAGCCCGACAAGUGCAAGGAGAACACCACCUUUCUGCUCUUCGCCAUCAAAUCCAUCCCGGCCCAUUUCGAGCGGCGGCAGGCGGUGCGUGACACCUGGGGCCGGGAGUACCUUCAUGACGGCGGCCUACACGUGAGGACGGCCUUCCUGUUGGGUGCCUCCUCGCUAGAUGACCCAGACAUCAGUGCGCUAGUCAGGUUCGAAGCCGAGCGUUACGGCGACAUCUUGCAGGCUGACUUCCACGAUUCUCUCCUCAACCUGACCCUCAAGAUGAACGCCUUCCUCCGGUGGACCCUGGAAAGGUGUCCACGAGUCUCCUUCGUCUUCAGCGGGGACGACGACGUCAUCGUCAACACCCCGGCCCUCCUGAGCUACCUCAGCUCUCUGGAUUCUUCCAAGGCCUCUCGCUUGUACACCGGACACGUGAUAAAAACAGCGAGACCUCUUCGGGACCCCAAGAGCAAGUACUUCAUCCCCACGAGCUUCUACAAAGGACCCUACCCGGCCUACGUAGGCGGCGGCGGCUUCGUCAUCUCCGGGGCCUUACUGCGACCGCUCUAUUCCGCCUGCGGAGCCAUUCCCUUCUUCCCCAUCGACGACGUCUACAUCGGCAUGUGCUUCAACGCCCUGGGGGUCUCGCCGCAGGCCCACGGUGGCUUCCACACCUUCGACAUCCGAGAGAGAGAUCGCGAGAAUCUGUGCGUCUACAAGAAUUUGAUCUUAGUCCACCGCCGGUCCCCCCAGCAGGUGAAGAAGAUCUGGAGGGGCAUCCACAGUCCGCUACUGACUUGUUGAGGCCUUUUUUUUUUUUCUUUUUAGGGGGUGAGUACAUGGAUCACAUUGCCACUGACAAAACACAUAAAGGAUCAGACCAUGUUUAACAUUGUGAAACAUUAUAGUGGAAUUAUUCGAGAUAAAGUUAAAAAGGGUAAACAAAUUUGAGAAAAAGAAAAUAGUAAAUGGAAAAACACAUCAGGCAAACCAAGUUUAAGUUGCAAAAAAACAAAGUCAAGUUGAAUCUUUUAUUUUCACACAAAACAAAGUGCAGGAGAGGAGCUACCUUGGUGUGCUAUUGAUUUUUGCAACAGUUUCACACAACCGCUAAAGUCCGAACAAACAAAAGUAUAUUACUUCUAUCUACGCACGAUGUCGACAUCCGUCUGUUUGCAUUUAGUGAUAAAUGACAAGGAAGUGUGCUAACCGUAAGGCACCGAGCAGAACAUCCCACUCAUCAAAACUACAUUGUUGUGCAUAAGUAGACUAGAAAGUUGGGGUUCUCAAACUUUUCUCACAUUUGUUUGUAAAAAAUACCAAUUCUGUAAAGUGUCUUUGUAGAAAAAAAAAUUCUUCUGAAAUGUAACAAUCCUGUAUCUCACAUUUUUCUUUCUCGUUUUUAAUUGGUCCAAAACUAACGUCGGAAGUCAGAAUUAGCCUGUUUCCAUAUCGUUAGCAUAAUAGCAUUCGCCCUCAAGACACAUUUGAAGGUUUUCAGGAAA
Messenger RNA from Syngnathus acus (greater pipefish), 2023 nucleotides. It is a transcript of the gene b3gnt2l, whose product is annotated as UDP-GlcNAc:betaGal beta-1,3-N-acetylglucosaminyltransferase 2, like. The coding region runs from base 27 to 1322 and encodes 431 amino acids. The transcript has 3 exons. Lineage: Eukaryota; Metazoa; Chordata; Actinopteri; Syngnathiformes; Syngnathidae. Gene Ontology annotation, cellular component: membrane. Gene Ontology annotation, molecular function: protein N-acetylglucosaminyltransferase activity. The record is from RefSeq and is a predicted model, not a curated record.